AUGGAUGUGGACAUGGACAGGGACAUGGACAUGGACAUGCAUGUGAAGCGAUUGGAGUGGAACGGAGCGGAAUCGGUGCCAGGCAAAAAGAAACCUAAAAGCCCAAACAGCAGUAGCAACAACAGUAGCAGCAUCACCAACAUCGUCAUCCACAUUAACACCAACCACAAGCGCCAGGGCCGACGAUUCACACAGUUAAUGGACCUCCUGCCACUGGGUGGCCUGAGCUCAAGCUCUUCGAAACUCUCGACACCGGUGAUGGCGCCGCCACAAAAUCAAAUACCGAAUCACCCAUCAUCAUCAAUAUCCUCAUCGCUGGGCAGUCCAAAUCUUAGCAGCUCACAGCUGGAGGUGACUUCGGCCGGCUACGACAGUUUGCGUCGCUCUGUUAGCUUCCACAGCGAGGAGCUGCUCCUGGACUUGGAGACCGGCGAGGAGUUCCCUUCGCCGCACAGGUAGUUGAUCUUAGGGGUUCUUCUCUCUCUCUCUCUCUCUAAACAGAACACACAAACACACAAUAUCUAUACAG
Drosophila eugracilis is the source of this 529-nucleotide messenger RNA. RefSeq lists its product as uncharacterized. The transcript has 2 exons. Lineage: Eukaryota; Metazoa; Arthropoda; Insecta; Diptera; Drosophilidae. Bases 1 to 459 code for a protein of 152 amino acids. The record is from RefSeq and is a predicted model, not a curated record.